Molecule: messenger RNA, 3858 nt
Organism: Branchiostoma floridae (Florida lancelet)
Lineage: Eukaryota; Metazoa; Chordata; Leptocardii; Amphioxiformes; Branchiostomatidae
Product: ATP-binding cassette sub-family F member 2-like
Exons: 14
Coding region: 235-2106 (623 amino acids)
Molecular function (GO): ATP binding; ATP hydrolysis activity
Source: RefSeq, a predicted model, not a curated record
AAGACGUCACGUCCGGUCGGUUUCAUCACUGUACAGUCAUUCUUUCCUUUCACAUGUGUUCCUGUGUUGUAGCGACAGUUCCAACCGGCUUUUUGUCCCACCGACUACAGUAAGGAAAAGUCCCCCGUAAAAACGCCACAAAAAGACACCAAAGCAUCUUAUCUUUCAUUCUGCGGGAACAGACCGGUCGAUUCGGGACGAUUUUUGCAUUCCAAGGACGAAAAGUUACCCACAAUGCCCUCUGACGCUGCCAAGAAGCGCGCUGCGAGGAAGAAGGAGGCAGCGAAGCAGAAGGGCGGGAAAAAAGCCGAACCCAAACCUGAGCAGAACGGCACGGCUAACGGGGUAGAGACCAACGGUGUAGCCAAUGGGGUCAUGGAUGACCUGAGCGCGACCAUGGACAAGUUGGACAUCGAAGCCCAGGCCGCCGCAGCUGCACGCUCGUGUACCGGCGUCCUGUCCUCCCAUCCGAUGGGGCGGGACAUCAAGUUCGAGAGUUUCACACUCACGUUCCACGGGCACGAGCUGUUCCAUGACACCAAGGUUGAGCUGAACACAGGCCGGAGGUACGGGCUGGUCGGACUCAACGGAUGUGGAAAGUCGAUGUUGCUGAGCGCCCUGGGGAACAGGGAAGUGGACAUCCCGAGUCACAUCGACAUCUUCCACCUGACACGGGAGAUGCCCGCCAGCGACAAGACAGCGCUGCAGUGCGUGAUGGAAGUGGACGCAGAGCGCGUACGGUUAGAAACGGAGAUGGAACAUUUACAAGGCAAAGCAGACGAAGAAUCAGCAGAGAGACUAAUGGACAUCUACGAGCGGCUGGAAGAGCUGGACGCUGACAAGGCAGAGAUGAGGGCUGCUGCCAUCCUGCACGGUCUCGGCUUCUCACAUAAAAUGACGCAAACCAAGGUGAAAGACUUCUCAGGAGGCUGGCGGAUGAGAAUAGCACUGGCUCGAGCCCUGUUUGUCAAACCUUCCCUCCUCAUGCUGGACGAACCCACCAACCACCUGGACCUGGACGCCUGCGUCUGGCUGGAGGAAGAGCUCAAGAACUACAAGAGAAUCCUGGUGCUGGUGUCCCACUCCCAGGACUUCCUGAACGGUGUCUGUACCAACAUCAUCCAUGUGAACAACUGUAAACUGCACUACUAUGGUGGUAACUACGACGUGUACGUGCGUACACGGCUGGAACAGCUGGAGAACCAGGCGAAGCGGUACAAGUGGGAACAGGACCAGAUCAAACACAUGAAGAGUUACAUUGCCAGAUUCGGCCACGGUAGUGCCAAGCUUGCCAGACAAGCACAGAGCAAAGAGAAGACCCUGAAGAAAAUGGUGGACGGAGGACUGACAGAAAAAGUUGUUCUAGAUCAGACGCUGACCUUCUACUUCCCUGAAUGCGGAAAGGUCCCGCCGCCCGUCAUGCAGGUUCAGGAUGUCAGCUUCAGAUACGCCGAUGAUCUGCCAUGGAUCUACCGUAAUCUGGAAUUCGGAGUGGAUCUGGACUCUCGGAUCGCUCUGGUGGGGCCAAAUGGCGCAGGAAAAUCCACGCUGAUGAAACUCCUGGAUGGAGAGCUGGUGCCGACAGACGGACUGAUCAGGAGAAACUCUCACCUGCGCAUCGGCAGGUUCCACCAGCAUCUUCAAGAGAAGCUGGACCUGAACCAGUCUGCAGUGGAGUUCCUGAUGGCGAGUUACCCUGAAGUGAAGGAGAUUGAAGAGAUGCGUUCCAUCGUGGGGAAGUACGGGCUCACAGGCAGGCAACAGAUGUGUCCGCUGAAGAACCUGUCCGACGGACAGCGAGCGCGGGUGAUCUUCGCGUGGCUGGCGUGGCGGGCGCCACACCUCCUGCUACUGGACGAACCCACCAACCAUCUGGACCUGGAGACCAUCGACGCGCUCGCCGACGCCAUCAACGCCUUCGAGGGCGGCUUGGUACUCAUCAGCCACGACUUCCGACUCAUCAACCAGGUUGCGGAGGAAAUCUGGGUGUGUGAACACGGCACGGUGCGGAAGUGGAAGGGAGACAUCCUGUCCUACAAGCUGGACCUGAAGGAGAAGAUCAUGAAGGAAAACUCCAGGUUUAACAAGAUCAAGUCUGUCAUCUAAAUAUCCCACCAUCUCAGGGCCUUCCCUCCAAACUGUGGUCAUAGCAAUUGGGGUUUAUAUUUGACAUCCUUAUGCAUGUGAAUUUCCUCAUAAAAAAAGGUAGAAAUGGCCAUUUGAUAUAUACAUCCAUUUUUAAUAGAAAGUUGCAAGGAAUCGAAAGAUUGAACCAUAUAUUGAUGUCUGCGAAGUUGUGAAUCCUUCAGAAAACUGCUGUAAAAUGAGAGAAAAGACAGAAAACUGAGUUUUGAAUGAUUUUCACCAAAAAUUUUGGAUCUUCAAACUAAGAAGAAUGUCACCUAUAAAACCAAGCUAUUUGACCUAAUCAGUAUUAUAGAAUGCUAAAUACUGUAAUCAUAAAUGUUACACCUACGUAUGAAACAAAGAAGUACUAAAUUAAAAGACUACCAUUAAAAUUCCUACGGAAUUUGCAGCCACCACCACUCAGGUUUAGUCGGGAUAGAGUAGAAUUAGAAUGUAAGGGUUAAUAUUAUCAAGGAUGUAAUAUAUAAUGUCCUUGAUAUUAUUAUGCCAAGGUUACACAGUUAAGGAUACUCACUCACUUCUACCAAGCUGCAAUACCAUGUAUUACAGAAUGGGGGCAGUGUUACACACAGUCAAUGAUGCACUAUUCACCUGAAAUGUUUUUGUGGCCUAUGAUAACCACUGCUUUUUGCAAAAGUAUAGCCAAACACUAGCAUUAAAGUCACGCAAGACAGCAAAUAUAUUAUAAUAGAAUGCUGCAGAUAGAUGUGCAAAGGUUAGCUGUGACAGGUCACUCAGUAGUAUAACCAGCUGCUGUCACAUGCCUGUGAAGCUGUUACGCUGAAGGGCGGGUAUACUGGCUAUACAGACACAGACACAGAAUGGGGUAAUUACAGUAAGUUAUCUAAAGAGGGUCAGGCAAGAUAAUUUUUCCUCCCACUGUGUCAGUUACAUAAAAUAGAUUCUUCCCUUUAGCAUGUAUAUUGAAAUAGCCCUUAGAGGCAACAUGUAUAAGGAACAUUAUAGACACACUACAUUACAAAUUUAAAGCAGGCUUAUUCAGACAAGCAGAGAUACUAACUGUAAACUUUGCCCAUUCAAUUGCCUUAAGGUAUUGAAGUCAAUGAGUAGAUUUUUUUCUAUAUGUAAUUAGUGUCAGAAAAUGUCAGAAAAGGAAAUGUCGUCAGUUCUGUAUGUAUAAUGCCCGUUGUAAUAUUUCCUUCCUUCUAAAGUUGUGGACUCAGCUGGUAUAAUGCAGUAGGGGCUGUCCAUUAUAUAUAUUAGGAGGGUACAGAACAAUUGAUGACGAGACGGACAGGCCAGUACCUUAUUUGGUCAUUUGGGGAAUGGUUCGUGCAGUGUUGAAAUGUUUGUAGUUUAUCGUGAAUAUUUUAACAUUUUUUUACAUACAAUUCACACUUUGUACAGUCUUGAAAAAAGAUGACAGAAUAAGUGAAGUAUGUUCUCUCCAUGUGUAUAAUUGCUAUGUGUAAGUUUAGAGUAUUUAACUUUGUUAUAUCUGGACUUUGAAUUUACCCAUGUAAACUGAUAUAUGUUGCAUUAAUGUACAUCUAUUGGGUAACUGCCAUCAAGUCCUCUAUAUUUCAAUGUUAUUUAUUUAUAUACUGGUUACUGAUAAAUUAGUCUACAUGAAAACGCAUACAUGUGUAUUAUUAGUCUGGUAUAUUUUCUUUGUGUCACAUGUUUUCUUCAUAGAAGGAUUUAUGGAAGGUGUGUUGUGAAAAGGCAGAAUAAAAAGGAAAAAAAGUC